AUGGCUUUCCAAACUGUUUUGCUGGCUGCUGCCGUCGUGGCAUAUCUGGUGGUCAAGUACCUUAAUCAAACAGACAUACCCAAGAUCAAGAACCUACCAGAAAUACCUGGAGUGCCCCUUUUUGGCAACCUAUUGCAGCUAGGGAACAGCCAUGCUCGAAGUUGCCAGAAGUUGGCCGCAAAGUACGGGCCGGUCUUCCAGACCAGAUUAGGAAACAGACGCUUCAUCUAUGUCAACACCUUUGAGGCCGUCAAGGACCUAUGGGUAGGCCAUCACCAGGCUCUCAUUUCUCGUCCGACGACAUGGACGUUUCAUUCCGUCGUCUCCACGUCACAAGGCCCUACGUUGGCGACGUCGCCAUGGAACGAGAGCACAAAGCGCGUUCGCAAGGCAGCUUCCACCGCGAUCAACCGGAAGUCCGUACAGACUUACCUUCCGUCUAUUGAUUUGGAGUGCACCAUUGGAAUUAAAGAAAUCCUCGAUGCCUCGAAAUCUGGCGACGUUGAUCCGAUUGGCUAUUUCCAACGGUUCUCUCUCAAUAUGAGUUUAAGAGUCAACUAUGGAUUUAGGCUUAAGGGCGCCGUAAAUGACGAGAAAAUCAGGGAAGUUGUCGACGUCGAGAGAGAGCUGGGCACACUACGGGGCGUGGCGCAUUGCUGGCAAGACUAUAUCCCCAUUAUGCGCCUAUGGCCCAGUUAUCGCAAGCACGCUAGUUCACUGCGCCAGAGACGGGACGACUACCUUCUCGAAUUUUACGAAGAAUUGGUUCGUCGUAUCGCAGAGGGCACCGACGUCCCUUCCAUCACCGGCAGUGUGAUCAAGGACCCCGAAGCAAAGCUGAGCGAAAACGAGCUCAAGACUGUCAGCCUGACCAUGGUCGCCGCUGGCCUCGACACUCUGCCUUCAAAUAUCAACAUGACGAUUGCGUACCUCUCAUGUCCUCAUGGCCAGGAGAUCCAGAAGAGAGCAUACGAGGAGUUGAUGAGAACCUAUCCUGACGGUGACGGCUGGCACGCUUGUCUCGAAAACGAAACUUGUGAGUAUUUGAUCGCUCUGGUGAAGGAGACCCUCCGGUUCUGGAGCACAAUCAAUCUCUCAAUUACCCGACAAAGUGUCAAAGAUAUCGAGUAUAAAGGGGUCACCUUCCCAGCAGGGACACCGUUCGUGAUGAACAACUAUGCAGCAAAUCAUGACUGGUCACAAUUCAAAGAUCCAGAUACCUACAAUCCUGAGCGCUACCUAGGUGUGCCCAACGUUGGGAUCCAGCAGAUGAGCUACGGGGCCGGCGCUCGCAUGUGCGAAGGUGCCCACCUUGCGAACCGAGAGUUGUAUGUCAUCUUUGCACGUUUGAUCUUGGGGUUCCACAUCCGAGAAACCAGCGAUAUCCAGAGCCGCCCUAACCUGGAUCCUAUCGACUGCAACUCUCUCAUGACGGGAAUGGUCACUCAACCGAAACCAUUCAAGGUGAAGUUCGUUCCACGAGACGAAUAUCAACUGCAGAAAUGGAUCACAGAGUCAAAAGACCGAACUGUAGCAUUUGAUAUCUGA
Molecule: messenger RNA, 1548 nt
Organism: Fonsecaea multimorphosa CBS 102226
Lineage: Eukaryota; Fungi; Ascomycota; Eurotiomycetes; Chaetothyriales; Herpotrichiellaceae
Exons: 3
Coding region: 1-1548 (515 amino acids)
Molecular function (GO): monooxygenase activity; iron ion binding; oxidoreductase activity, acting on paired donors, with incorporation or reduction of molecular oxygen
Source: RefSeq, a predicted model, not a curated record